Messenger RNA from Dermacentor silvarum, 3254 nucleotides. RefSeq lists its product as uncharacterized. The coding region runs from base 2097 to 3071 and encodes 324 amino acids. The record is from RefSeq and is a predicted model, not a curated record. The transcript is spliced from 2 exons. Lineage: Eukaryota; Metazoa; Arthropoda; Arachnida; Ixodida; Ixodidae.
UUUUUGCAACGCUUCGUGACUUGCGGCAACACCACGAGAGUGAGGAUAACUUCGAAGUGGAAGUGGAGACAUUGACGUUUGACACGUAUGCAGAUUUCCUGUCUUGGAAAGAUAAUGUGGAGAGCGAGACUUGCAGCCAUUCUGUUGCUUGUACUGGAAGAAAAGAAAAUUCGCCAGGAGUGUUCAGGCGAUAUCUAAAUUGUCACCGUUCCGGGACAUAUAUAGAACUCCCUACAAAGCUGCGCGAACGUCAGAUUAAAGUGCAAGGCUGCAGCAAAAUAGGCAUACAUUGUUUUGCAAUGCUUGAGGUUACAGAAAGGGAUAACAAAGUCUGUGGUAUUUCAGAAGAACCACUAUGGACACCUGGAUGAGAUAGCUCAUCAGAGGCUCUCUAUGACUGAGAAAAAAGUAAUUACAGGUAAGACUUCAUGCAUGCCAUUCAUUUCCAGUGUCACAAGGUCAGAAUAUAACUGCUGCAUUCUCAAUGACAGAUCAGUAUUGUUUUGUAAAUGCAUUGCAUUAACAUGCUGCUAGCAUUUAGUAUUUAGCUACAUGUACAAGAACAGACAAUAGUAAGGGAAACUGUUUCUGAACUGAAAUGUGGUUGUGUUCUUUUAGUAAAAAAAUUAAAUAAAGGCUAUUUACACUCGGAUGCUAUUUAAAACUGGAUGUCUAGUUAACUCUCUUAGAGAGGCUUGUAAAUGAGAAACGAAUGAAAGGUGAUAUCCAGUGUAGACUAUUUCAUUUAUAGUAAUGAAACAAAAGAACAGCAUAUAUCAUCAGAAUAAGUUUGUAAUAUGUACUAUAGCUUGGAUAGUGUUUCAAAUGGAUGCAAACAUGGUGAAAUUGCCCAUAAAAUAAGUGGACUAACUCGAGAAAAUAAAUUUGUAGGCUGCCUAAAGGCCCUUAUUUAAUAUGUGAAUUAUUGCUUCAUGCCUUUUCUCACCAACUGGUGCAGCAGAAUCCUUCGAAAGAGUCACCAUACUUAUCUGCCUCCCUGUAGACUGCAAUUACUGUUGUCAGCCAUUUGAUUCAUUUUCAAAAUUCAAAUUAUUUGCACACCCUUACUUUAAUGGCUUUACAAAAACCCUGCAGCAAAUAACUUUUCAAAAUGUCUUAUCUCUGCCAAUCACAGAAGCACUACGCAGCGUGCUCUUUCUGGCUCUGUCUAUAUUGUGUUAAAAGACCAUCUGCGAUGCCAUUUGGGCAACUAGCCAAUACCUUCAACAUGGUAGUGGACAUGCUUUCUUUUUAUUACUGUUAUAAAAUAAACACUUAUUUGUUAGUCUGUCAGAUAUCGAAAAACUGAAUAUGCGUGCACUUCAGGUUGAAAACAGGGAUCAUUUUAAUGAUCCAUUUAAUGAACCAAACUGUUCAACGGACAAAGGAUAUUUCAGAACACUGUGAAAAAUACAAUUAUAUUAUUCACAAUGUUAAGUCAGAGGUCUGAUGACCGAACACUGUAGGUCUUAAAAUUGUGUUUUAUUUUUAAAAAAUUUUCAUUGAACAGCUUGGUUAGUGUUAGCUGAGACACACAGUAUAUGGAUGUUUAGAUUAUGACACUAAUUUAACAAGCCUUAUGUCUGUUCCCAUAUGACAUGUAAUUUGUCUAAAUAGCACCGUGGUUAAGGCAUGUCUUGAUACUAUUCUUUGGUUUUUAUAAAGACAGCCCUGUUCAAGCUACAUCAAAUCUACCAGCAAAAGCAUUUUAACAACAAAGUACAUGUUCAGAGCUCGUAUUCGAGAGGUCAGCAGCCUGAAUUACUAAGUUAUUAGGCAGAAAAGUAGUCUAGAUAUUCUGCUGCAUAGCAACAAGCAAAUACAGUAGAGAGGGAGAGAAACUGUUUUUUUUAAUAAUUGGAAGUCCCUGCUGUUAAGAGUCUAGCUGAGUCCCCGGUAUUAAUGAUGAGUCCAUCUGUCUGGACCUAUUGAUGUGUCUGAUGUGGGCAUAGCAGUGGGUGCACCUUAAACUAUGCCCACCAGCAGUGGGCAUAGUGUAAGGUGCAGCUCCUGCCAUGCCCUCCCAGGUGUAGUAAAAAGAGAGUGGGAUGUCUGCGUAAAUUAAAAAACAGAGAUGUGCAGCCUCCUUGGUUGCUAUGAGUUGCUCUUUACAAUUUUCAGGUAGACUAGCAGAAGGAGUGCCACCGAAGACCAUUUUGCAAAAAAUCAAGGCAGGCACAAGUGCAGCUAGCAGUCGGAUAAAACUUGUCACAAGAGAGGACCUUCGGAACAUCCGCGAUAAGUAUAAUAUUGACAAAGCAGAGCGGCGACAUCCUGACGAUUUUACGAGUGUGAAGUUAUGGGUUAAAGAAAUGGAAGAGAAGGAUUUCAACACAGGAAAUGAGCUGAUGAGCCCAGAAAAUGAGCCAAGUAAGGCAGGCAGUGACUCGCCUUUUUUGUAUUACAGGAAAGAGGGUGAUCCGAGCAGUUCUGAAGGCAACUUUGAGCUUGCCUUGAUGACCUUCCCACAGAGAGAACUACUUUGUAAGCUAGGAAUAGAGAAAUUGUGUAUUGACUCUACGCAUGGCACAAAUAGGUACAAGUUUCAGCUGACAACAUUGCUAACCAUCUCGGAAGAUGGCUCUGGUAUUCCAUGUGCCUACUUGAUUUCUAAGAGAGUUAACACUGAAACGAUGGUGAGGUUUUUUGAGGCCAUCAAGGGAAAUGUAGGCGUGAUAGAGUGUAAAGCAUUCAUGUCCGAUGAUGCUCCUGUUUAUGGCAACACAUGGGAGCAAGUGAUGGGUCCCUUAAAGAAUCGGUGGUUGUGUAUCUGGCAUGUGAUGCGCAGCUGGAACGCACACCUCAAUAUGAUUAGUAGCAUCAAGUACAGGAGUGUUACAAGGGAAACCUUGCACGCACUAAUCAAUGCAGAUGAAACAGAAAUAGAUGAGAAAGUAAAAGAAUUUCUUAACCUACCUUCCAAGUUGCACACACAGAAUAACCUUGCUUUCAAAGAUCUAGAGGAUCUCGAAAGCUUUACUAAAUACUUUGAGAAAACUUAUGCUAAGAGAGUACUUCAGUGGGCCUAUUGCUAUAGAAAGCAGGUAGGCUUAAACAAACAAUCACAUUGAAUCAAUGCACAAGACUCUGAAGUACUCCUACUUUGGUGGCCAAGUAAAUGUGCGGCUGGACAAGCUAAUCUAUGUACUUUUUACCUUGACAGCUGACAAACUUUUCAACAGGGCUGUUGCACUUAUAAAAGGCAAUAUCGACCAUCGCAAAUCUGCUAUCUUCAAAAAGCACAAAGCAGGCGU